Mucor mucedo is the source of this 435-nucleotide messenger RNA. RefSeq names its product PTS HPr component phosphorylation site-domain-containing protein. The transcript is spliced from 2 exons. The record is from RefSeq and is a predicted model, not a curated record. NCBI's taxonomy places the organism in Eukaryota, Fungi, Mucoromycota, Mucoromycetes, Mucorales, Mucoraceae. The coding region runs from base 1 to 435 and encodes 144 amino acids.
AUGAUUUAUAUAAUUUUAAAGAAUACCAAGCGAAAAUGUAACCCAGACCCUGCCGCUCUGUCCCUGUUAAAAAGCCUUAUUUUAUCAUUGACUAAACAGGCAGGCCUCAGAUUCUUUGCCAACCUCGAAUUACACUGGUUGCAAUCUAUUUUUCGGUGCUCGAUGGAAACGAUGCUCUCUCAAGAAGUCGCUAUUACCACUCCCAACGGUUUCAAGGUUCGCCCAGUUACCAAAUUCAUCAAGACCGCCAGAAGUUUGAAGUCCGACAUUACUUUGUCUUGCAAUGGCAAGACUGCUGAUUCCAAAUCGCCCUCCAACUUGAUGGCUUUGGCUUUGACCAACGGUGAUGUUGUCACUAUUUCUGUCAAUGGAUCUGAUGAAGAAAAAAAUCUAAAGACCAUGGUUGAGCUCAUGAAGAAAUUGGGAGGACAAUAA